Molecule: messenger RNA, 1327 nt
Organism: Rana temporaria (common frog)
Lineage: Eukaryota; Metazoa; Chordata; Amphibia; Anura; Ranidae
Gene: SYNGR1
Product: synaptogyrin 1
Exons: 4
Coding region: 335-916 (193 amino acids)
Cellular component (GO): neuromuscular junction; synaptic vesicle membrane
Source: RefSeq, a predicted model, not a curated record
CUUCUAUUUGAGGCAGCUGGGAAGGAGGGCGGAGGGCGCAUGCGCGGGGCUCUGCUACAGACUCGGCACUUGCCUGUAGCUGUCGCACUGGCUCUGAUCGAGGGAGGGUUUGGCUGCAUUUUCUUAUCACAUCAGCUGAUCCCACAGCAUCCCGGGCUGUCACCCUCGGAUCUCCAUCGUCCGAUCUGUCAUUGCCUGUUGUAGUGAUCGGUCAUCGCUGUCACUGUUCACCUGCAGAGAGACUGUCCUUGAGCGGUGAAGCCAUUAUCUGAUCUCUGCUCCUCCAUCGGCAUCACUACAAGGACAUUCGUGCUGGGAAGAGAACGGCUUCGGAAUGGAGGGAGGUGCUUAUGGAGCCGGUAAGGCUGGAGGAGCCUUUGACCCCCAGACGUUUAUCAGACAACCUCACACUGUCCUGAGGAUGGUGUCCUGGGUUUUCUCCAUAGUGGUCUUUGGUUGCAUAGUUAAUGAGGGAUAUAUUAAUCUUGCAACUGAGGAGGAGGAACAUUGCAUUUUCAACCGAAACCGAAGUGCCUGCACUUAUGGAGUGUCCGUAGGGGUGCUGGCGUUCCUUACCUGCACGCUGUAUCUGGCAGUUGAUGUUCACUUUCCACAAAUAAGCAGUGUCAAAGAUCGAAAGAAAACCGUGAUAUCUGAUAUUGCUGUGUCUGGUCUGUGGGCCUUCUUCUGGUUUGUUGGUUUCUGCUUUUUAGCCAACCAGUGGCAGGUGUCCAAACAAGAGCACAAUCCAAUGAAUGAAGGUGCAGAUGCGGCACGUGCAGCCAUUGCUUUCUCUUUCUUCUCCAUCUUCACCUGGGCCAUCCUAGCAGUGUUGAGGCUCCAGCAACUGAAGGAAAUUACAUUCCAGGAAGAAUACAGCAGACUUUUCCCUCCUAACCCCCAGCCCUUUCCUUAACAUUUCAUUAACCUACUAAAGCUCAUUGUGCCUUAAACUGCUCCGUCCAAAUGUAAUUCAGUAUUUUCAGACAGUUGGGGUCAUUUGUGUCAACAUCAUUGUGCUUGGUGCCUUAAGGUUUGUUCACACAUGUAGGUGCUAAAGACAAGAAAACUUGUGGGAUUUUUAGUGAGCACAUUCAGCAUAUUUUGGAUUUUUUUGAUGUACGAGAUGUGCCUAAAAAGUUUGGUGAAUGGUAUCGGAAAACAAAACCGAAGAUGCAAACACUUUCUUUAUUGGGUUUCAAAAUUAUCGCCAUCCUUUUGGCAAUGUUCAUAAAGCUUCUGGGAAUUGUCAGCAAAGGCCUCUUUAGCAACAUUCUUGAAUUGCCGCCACAUCUGCAAAACGUGCACUUUUUUUUUUUUUUUUUUU